AUGUUAUCGGUCUCCACACUGAUGACGGCGCGCUCUUUUCGCCUAGUCCUUGCUGCCAUCAUUUCUUUGUUUUUCUUUCACGCCCUCUAUGUAUGGGACCCCCUAGACUGGGCACUCCAUGAUGUGAGCACUGGGCGGGCUCAGUCUUUCGAAACAACUACAAACAGCGAUGCUGGUGCAGCUUCCAAAAUACCUUUGAAGACUGUCGGAACUAGCGAGCUGAAAACUCAUUCCCUUAUCCCCGACACUGCGAUCCGUCAUAUCCCAGACAAGGUGUGGCACUCGGCCAAAGAUAACCAUGUCACGGAUACUCAGCGGACAUGGAUCGAUAGCUGGACAGACAAGAAUCCCUCUCACCGCGAAGAAUUGUUGACCGAUAGUUCGGGUGAGGCAUUUGUCCAGGCUUAUUACCAGCAGACGCGACCAGACAUUGUCGAGGUCUACAAAGCGAUUCCGAUCCCGAUCUUGCGUGCAGAUCUCCUUCGCUACUUGAUCGUUCUCGCCGAGGGCGGGAUAUGGAGCGAUUUGGAUGUUACCUGUGAGAACCCAGUUGUCAACUGGGUACCUCCGGAGUACAAAGAUCAGGAUAUUGAUAUGAUCGUCGGAUUAGAAUUCGACUUUGACUGGCGAGGACCUGGGACCGAAGUUGCAUCCCAAUUUUGCAAUUGGGCCUUUGCAGCACGACCUUCUUCGCGCAAUUUGCAAGUUGUUGUCGACUCCGUCAUCAAGGUAUUGACAGAUAUCGCUCGCACCAAUGGUGUUCAAAUUUCAGGGAUUACCCUGGAAAUGCUCUCGGACGUUGUGAAUGUCACGGGGCCCAAAAUAAUGACUAUUGCACUUCUGGAGAGUCUUGGUCAAUUGCUGGGCAGGGAAGUGGACGAUCGCGAUUUUUCAGGUAUCAAACACCCAAAGUUAGUGGGCGAUCUUCUGAUUAUGCCCGGAGUGUCCUUCGCUGCUGGACAGAACAGAUAUCCAAAGGACCAAGGAGAUGCUCUCGUGACCCAUCAUUACGAAGGCUCCUGGAAGCAAGCAGAUGCGGAAGCCAAAGAGAGAAAAAAGCAGAACCAGCACCCAUGA
This is a messenger RNA of Penicillium canariense, 1077 nucleotides long. Its product is annotated as glycosyltransferase family 32 protein. The record is from RefSeq and is a predicted model, not a curated record. Gene Ontology annotation, biological process: protein N-linked glycosylation. The transcript has a single exon. Gene Ontology annotation, cellular component: mannan polymerase complex. Bases 1 to 1077 code for a protein of 358 amino acids. Lineage: Eukaryota; Fungi; Ascomycota; Eurotiomycetes; Eurotiales; Aspergillaceae. Gene Ontology annotation, molecular function: alpha-1,6-mannosyltransferase activity.